AUGGUAUAUUGGUAUUUAAUAGAAUUAAUUUCAUAUUUAGAGGUUCGAUCCACUGCACUCUAAUCUAGUCUAGUGUGCCUAAAACACGCAUAUACAAUUAAAGUAGGUUCUCUAAUGAUUUAUUAUAACUGCAGGCGAAACAACAGUUUUCAAAAUAUGCUUCACACCACAGUCGUUUUUGUGAAAGAAACUGAUCCAUCUAUAAGCUAUAACAUACCACGAAAACUACUAUCAAUUUUGUUAUUUGUAUAAAAAAUAUUAAGCAUUUUCAAUGAAAAUUUUCUAGUAAAUAAAAUUCACGUAAAUUUCAUACUGAUUUAAUAUAAACUCUAGUAUAGCCUAUAGAUAAUAGAUGUACAAGCUAGGUAACACAGCGAAUACACACUACACGUUUGUCAAUCACUGGACAUGCUGGUGUCUCGGCGUCUUAAGCAUAACACGACAUACUACUAACCUACCCCCUUCCUCACAACAUAUUCUAAAACUUUAAAAUCUAUCAAUUAUUAAUAGAAAAUAACAUAUAGUUGCCUAAAUUAAGAUAUACUAUUGUCACAUUCUAGUAGGUAUUCUACAAACCAUAAAAACUGGAAAUGUCAGCUACCUAUACUUAUAGAUAUUUUUUAUAAAAGCAACAAUAAUAGUGACAGGUAACUUUACACUCGGAUUGGUGGACCGCGGACACGCAUUAUAAUAAUAUACGUAGGUAGCAACAUGAAUGUUAAUAUAAGGUAUUUUAACUAUUUAUUCAUACCUAUAACGUAGAUAGGUAUAUAGAAACUUGAACCUGAUUUGUGUUAUUAGGAUUUUUGUUGACGCUUAAAUAAAUCCACCUAAAUAUUUUAUUAGAAUGUGACUUCAAAAUAUAUACUUAUAUAACACAUCGUUUGACAGUCAGAAUUAUAAUAAUAUCUAUUAUAAAUAAUAAACUACCCCAAUAGUUGAAUUCUGUCUGCAACCCUCUAUUAUUAUCUAAAUACCUUAAAUAAUAAUAGACGUUUGAAAAAACAGUUCUUUAAAAUAAUUCAUUAUUCUCUGAAUGUUCUUAUCAAGCAGUUGUAAAAACAAAUAAAAUGACAUUAUUAAUUGAAAAAAAAAAUUACCAACGAAAAUUUUAUCAAAUACUUAUGACCGUGGCAUUUUUCUUGGACACUAAUAAAUAUCGUUAUAUUUCAAGCUUUAUAAUGCAAUUUUAUAUAUUUGAUUGGAUGGUUUUAGUAUUUUUGGCUUCAGCGUACAAUAUUUGGGACGAAAAGUCUGAAAUGCUUAUGGUUAUGGAGUUAAUUCAAUACAUGAUAGUUGGAGUAUAUUUCAGUUUAAUUUUUGUGGUAUUUAUAACAAAAAAAAAAGACAUUGUGUCCAAUUACGAUUGUAUACAAACCGAUUUUAUCCAAUGGUCCAACAAAAGAGCAUUGAAUCCAAAUGUGGCUUAUAAAAAAAAUAUAAAAACAAUUAAACGUUUAGUAAUACCUUUAGCAACAUUAUCAUUAUCUAUUGCAUUUGGGCCUUUAGUAUCAGCUAUAAACGAUAUUGGCAAACUGCCAUUGGAUAACCGAGCACAUUUCGUCUUGUUUUGGCCUAAGAUUGUUGAUACUAAUAAAGUCAGUAUGUAUGGAAUCAUUUAUUCACUGCAAGUCAUAUUUACUGUUAUUUUAUACAUUUCGGUUUUAUCGUUCAAUUUGGGUUUUAUGGUAUUUUUGAAUGAAUUAACUAACCAGUUUGAAAUGUUAUUAGAUGGAAUUAACGAUGCGUUUAAAUAUAAAAUGGAUAAACAGUUCCAAACUCUUUUUAUUGAUUGUAUACGUCACCAUCAAAUAAUUAUUAAGUUUUUAGAUGAUUUAAAGUCAUAUUUCAAGUGGAUGAUCCUAAUUGAAAUGAUCGUAGUGCAAGUAGUACUGGCCAUACUUAUUUACAAUCUAACAAAAGUACAUGCUUCCCUCGGUUAUAAGGUGAAAAUUGCUGGUUCGUUAUUAUUUAAUUUACUCCCAAUUUGUUUUCAUUGUCACAUCGGAGAAGUCGUCCUAGGCCUGCACAAACGUUUGUCGAAUCACAUUUAUAACAUGACGUGGUAUGACAUGCCCAACAAAAACAAACAACUCAUCGUGAUUAUGUUUCAACGCACUCAACGAGAUCUGACAUUAAGUUCAGCUCUGUUUUCAAGCGAAAGAGCAUCUAGAUCUUUGAUUUCUAAAGUUAUUAAACAAGUGUACACAAUUCUAAAUGUAUUGUUGAAAACAUAAAUGGUCAAUAAGUUGACUAUUUUUUAUAGAUAACUAAGUGACUUUGUGACAACGGAGUAGUUGGAUAAUAUAUAUAUCAAUGUAUCAUCCCUAUAUGGUCGUGUGCACUGUAUAAAAAUUGUAUAAAUGCGUUUAACAUACGUCACUUAUUAGUUAUUAGUUAUUUUAGUAUUAAGAAAAUGGCAGCACACUUUAAUAAGUUGUUAUAAUUUAGAUGAAAAAAAUGAAUACACAAAUAAAUUAUAACAGCAUUCCAAGGAAUGACUUAAUCAGUCAGUGUCAUAUAUUUUUGAUUAUGAGCGGAGCGUGAUAAAUGUAUUGAUUUUACAACGGUGUGUUUUUUCUUUGUGUGUGUUUAUUCGAUAAGAAGUCGAAAUAAUGCUUCGAUGUUAAACUUCAUUAUUUUUUCUGGUUAGUAAGUGAAUCUAGUUGGUGUAUUCG
This is a messenger RNA of Myzus persicae (green peach aphid), 2678 nucleotides long. RefSeq lists its product as uncharacterized. The record is from RefSeq and is a predicted model, not a curated record. Gene Ontology annotation, biological process: sensory perception of smell; detection of chemical stimulus involved in sensory perception of smell. Gene Ontology annotation, molecular function: odorant binding; olfactory receptor activity. Gene Ontology annotation, cellular component: plasma membrane. Bases 1071 to 2237 code for a protein of 388 amino acids. The transcript has 6 exons. NCBI's taxonomy places the organism in Eukaryota, Metazoa, Arthropoda, Insecta, Hemiptera, Aphididae.